CUCCUCCUCCUCCGAGGAAUUCUGCCCCUUGUAGCUGUUCUGCCCUCCCCUUUAAAGGUUGACUUGCCCUGCGGCGCUCCACCGCGCUCCUGUCCUCUGGUGUCUCGGGCUCAACACUUUGCAACGCGGAUCCGCGCCUGCCUGACUGCGGACGCCGCGCAGUUCCAGCAGCAAAGCAGAAGGGCGCGCCUGGAGAUGGAGAGCAAAGCCCUGCUCCUGGUGGCCCUGGCAAUUUGGCUCCAGAGUUUGACCGCCUUCCGCGGAGGGGUAGCCGCAGCAGACGUGGGAAGAGAUUUUUCAGACAUCGAAAGCAAAUUUGCCCUAAGGACCCCUGAAGACACAGCUGAGGACACUUGUCAUCUCAUUCCUGGAUUAGCAGACUCUGUGUCUAACUGCCACUUCAACCACAGCAGCAAGACCUUCGUGGUGAUCCAUGGAUGGACGGUGACGGGAAUGUAUGAAAGUUGGGUGCCCAAACUUGUGGCCGCCCUGUACAAGAGAGAACCUGACUCCAAUGUCAUUGUAGUAGACUGGUUGUAUCGGGCCCAGCAACAUUAUCCAGUGUCAGCUGGCUACACCAAGCUGGUGGGAAAUGAUGUGGCCAGAUUCAUCAACUGGAUGGAGGAGGAGUUUAACUACCCCCUGGACAACGUCCACCUCUUAGGGUACAGCCUUGGAGCCCAUGCUGCUGGCGUGGCAGGAAGUCUGACCAACAAGAAGGUCAAUAGAAUUACUGGCUUGGAUCCAGCGGGGCCCAACUUUGAGUAUGCAGAAGCCCCCAGUCGCCUUUCUCCUGAUGACGCGGAUUUUGUAGAUGUCUUACACACAUUUACCAGGGGGUCACCUGGGCGAAGUAUUGGGAUCCAGAAGCCAGUAGGACAUGUUGACAUUUAUCCCAAUGGAGGCACUUUCCAGCCAGGAUGCAACAUUGGAGAAGCCAUCCGUGUGAUUGCAGAGAGAGGACUUGGAGAUGUGGACCAGCUGGUGAAGUGUUCGCACGAGCGCUCCAUUCAUCUCUUCAUUGAUUCCCUGCUGAAUGAAGAAAACCCCAGCAAGGCGUACAGGUGCAACUCCAAGGAAGCCUUUGAGAAAGGGCUCUGCCUGAGUUGUAGAAAGAAUCGUUGUAACAAUGUGGGCUAUGAGAUCAACAAGGUCAGAGCCAAGAGAAGCAGCAAGAUGUACCUGAAGACUCGCUCUCAGAUGCCCUACAAAGUAUUCCAUUACCAAGUCAAGAUUCACUUCUCUGGGACUGAGAAUGACAAGCAACACAACCAGGCCUUUGAGAUCUCUCUGUACGGCACAGUGGCCGAGAGUGAGAACAUUCCCUUCACGUUGCCCGAAGUUGCCACAAAUAAAACCUACUCCUUCUUGAUUUACACGGAGGUGGACAUCGGAGAACUGCUGAUGAUGAAGCUCAAGUGGAAGAGUGACUCCUACUUCGGCUGGUCCGACUGGUGGAGCAGCCCCGGCUUUGUCAUUGAGAGGAUCCGAGUGAAAGCUGGAGAGACGCAGAAAAAGGUCAUUUUCUGUGCUCGGGAGAAAGUGUCUCAUCUGCAGAAAGGAAAGGACCCUGCAGUGUUUGUGAAAUGCCAUGACAAGUCUCUGAAGAAGUCUGGUUGACACUGACAAACCAACAAGAGAAGAAAACAUCUGAGUUCUUUGAGGACAGAAGAAAAUGAAGUAAAUUUAAUUUAAAAAAAAAUACCCUUGUUUGGGUGUUUGAAAAUGGGUUUUCCUGAGUACUAAUCCCAGCUCUAUCUUGUUAGUUAAACAGAAGGCAAUCUCAAAUAUUAAAAGGUGGCUAACCCAGGGUGAGGAAUCCAAUGGCCAAUAGCAGCAUCAGAAGACAGCAGGCAGGAGAAACAUGCCAUCCUGUAUCCCAUAGGAAUCAUUUGUUCCUAAUAUAAGACUCCUUCAUGUGAGCCCUUUGAUCAUGGUCUAAAAUCAGUUAAGGGCCUCUUAUUUUUAUUAGACCUCUGAGGUUUUAAAUUGAGACCUUUUCAAAGUUUUCUCGAAGUCUAAUAUAGACAAUGUUUUGUUUUUUUGUUUUUUUGUUUUUUUGUUUUUUGUUUUUUUUUUUGUGGCAUGAGUCAGAUCCAUUUCUUUAGUGGUUGAAACACCUGGCCUUUAUGACUAGUUUUUUUUUACCAUCGGGAUAUAGUCCCCCCCCCCAAAAAAAAAAGGUAACCAGGGACAUGUGACUUGGCAAAAGGAGUGGAAGACAUGGCUCAUGAAGUCCUGACCCUUGGUCCCGCCACAACAAAGCACAAGUCAACAGAGAUACAAAUAAUUCUUAACAGACUUGAAUUUUCAUGGCUGAAUCCCUCCAUCUUUUAAAUAUUUGUCAGAUAUUUUAACAUUGUUCUCUGGGUAGAUGUUGAAAGUGAGUGUGUAAUUCAAGUGACACAUAAAUUGAACUGAAAGAAAAGAAUGCCUAGGUUGAUUUUACAUCUCUUUUUGGCUUUCUUGAGAAAAAGUCACACUUGUCCCAAGCUGUAACCAAGCCUGACCUAGAACUCAACUAUGUACUUCAGCCUGACCUUGAACUCUCAACCCUCCUGCCUUAGCUUCCUGAGUGCUGGGAGCUUGAUAAUCAUAAUUUUAUUAUCAGAUUUUUCUUACUUGUUUUCAUCAAUUUUGAACACCCAAUACCCAAUAGUUAGUAUUUUGUUUAAGACUCAUCUCUGCCAUGCCUCUGUGACACUUCUAACACAUCACAUUAAUUUCUAGUUUAGAUGUGAUCCAGUUCAAAUUCUGCACUGUGCAAAGUACAAGUUUUAGAGCAGGACCAUUUUUUUUUUAACCACAUAAAAGUUGAAAUUACUAGGAAAUGAGCAUAUUGAUGCUUGUAAACUGUUUCAUGCAGAGAGGAGUCCUCUAUUGUAAUAGCCAUAGAAAGUACCAGGCUCAUUGCCACGGUUUUGUUUUACCUAAAAAAGUAAAUAUAUAUAUCAAUAAUGAAAAAUUAUUUAUGAAUGAGAUCUCAUAUUUUCAGAUUGCUUUUACUACUCAUUAAUAUAAAAUAUUAAAGAAGUUCUAUCUCAGAGGCUAUUGCUGGGAACAGAAACUGUGAAAUGUGUGGGUAUCUGAACACCGGCCCACAUGCAAAGCCCCACAAGUGUAGUCAUCAUUCAAUGUGAUUCGGAAAUGAAAGAGUCAAGGGAUGUGCUGGAAUAUGUCAGAGAAGUAGUUCCAGAUAUGCUGGAAUGUUAGCCCUUGCUAGGAGAAAGAUGGUCGUGCCUAUGUAAUAUAGGACAAAGGUGACUGAUUUCAUCAGGCUUGAAGUCAAUUCUAACAAUAAAAUGAUAUACAAUUUGUCACCGGCAUCCCCAUUAUUGCUAAUUCAUUGCAGUAUAUACAUACAAGCAUACAUAUCUCAAUGACGCUUUGGCUUUACAUUUAUUUAUUAGCUGUAAAUAAUGUGUGGGUAUGUAAGAAAGCAUGUAAACACUGGAAAGGCUGUUAUGGCUAUCUGCAGUGUAGAUUCGUGGUGCUAACUUUGUGUCCGUCUCCAUCCGUGAUUGUCUGUCUCACUGAGCCAGUUCACUCUGAUGAAACAGAACAAUGAAAUAGGCUUUUGAAAGAAGAAAACUCACCUGUGUGAAGAAAUAGAAUCUGCUUUCAAUAAAAUUGAGAACAUUUUAUCAUGA
This is a messenger RNA of Mastomys coucha (southern multimammate mouse), 3650 nucleotides long. It is a transcript of the gene Lpl, whose product is annotated as lipoprotein lipase. Gene Ontology annotation, biological process: lipid metabolic process. Lineage: Eukaryota; Metazoa; Chordata; Mammalia; Rodentia; Muridae. Gene Ontology annotation, molecular function: apolipoprotein binding; lipoprotein lipase activity. Bases 196 to 1620 code for a protein of 474 amino acids. The transcript is spliced from 10 exons. The record is from RefSeq and is a predicted model, not a curated record.